AUGAAGUUCUCGACAGUUUUUACGGCUGCCUUUGCAAUGGGCACUGUUGUGCUGGCACAGCAAGUUGUCACACCAGCAUCUGAUCCUUUAGCCUUGGAAUUAACUGAAAGAAAUUUAGAUGGUCUUUACGAAUUACAAGAAAGAGAUUUAUUUUCUGUUGUUGAGGGGUUAUUUAGUAGCAUCAACUACACUAGCAUUUUGGAUUCCAUCGACUUUGAAUCAAUUGCUGGAUGGACAAAUAAUUUGUUGGUUGAAAACAAUAAUAUAGAAUAUUUGGAUGACAUCUUGAACUUUUUAGGUGACACAGAUUUAGUUCCAUUUGCCAUCAGUUAUCUUUUGAGCAAUAACGAAACAAGAGGCAUUAUUGGGGAAGUUGUAAUCGACGCUUUACCACUUAUCAAAGAUAUUGAUCCAACUCCAAUUUUUGUUGCGUUGAAGAAUUCGGGAUUGGCAUAUGUUUUGGUCGCUGAUUUGAUUAAAAAUCCAAACACAAUUCCAUUUGUUAAACAAGUUGUUGUUGAUUUGUUGGAUGAAGGUUCCUUUGGCUUGGGUGAUUUGUUUGGGGGAUCUUCUGACGCUACAACUACUGCUGUUGCCAUUGACUCAUUAACCACAAUCAAUACAAACAUAGAUUUAACUGUUGCUGCUGCACCAGCAACUGUCGCUCAAUCCAUUGGAAGUAUUGAUACUUCUUCGUUAGCUGUACUUUUUUCUGAAGCUAGAACUGCAAAUGGAAAUGGUGCUACUAAAGUUGCUAAUACUGUUUCGGUAACAGCCCAAGUCACUAAUGUUGCUACUAAUGCCAAGGCUACUACUGCUGUUGCGACCGGUGAAAUAAACUAUAGUGGUAUUACUGGUCCAGCCUACGAAUCUGUACCACCAACUCAAUUUGGUGCUGUGCCCACUUCCAUUAAUUACUCUGCUUUGUCUCAAAUCACUGGUGCUUUAAGAAAAAGAGAAUACAACGAUGCUGUUGAAUCUGCUUUAAGAGAAAUGCAGAAAAGAGAAGAAGGGAUCGAUGACGUAGAAAUUGCUUUGAGAAAAAUGAAGAGAGACAACAUUGAAGAUUUGUUGACCACAAUUUUUUCAUCGGUUGCUAGAUCCAAUUUAUUAAACACAACUAUUCAAUAUUUGGUGACGGAUCAACGAUUUGAAAGCACCGUUGUUGAAAUUUUACAAGGUGUAUUUGAAAAUAUCGGAUCCACUUUAACUGGUGUUUUGGACACUGAUUGGUCUGCCUUACAACCCUUAGUUAGCUCCUUAUUGAACUCUGGUUUAUUAACAGACUUUAUUAGCAGAGCCUUUAACGAUGAUGAAUUAAAAGCUGCACUUUGGAAUGAUAUUUCCCUGAUUUUCAAAAGAGACAUGGCCUUCAGAGAUGAAAUUGUAAAACGUUCUAAUGGUACCAUUACCUCCUUGCCAGUUUCAGAUUUCAUUACUGGUGCUGCAACUGCAACUUCGGCAUUAGAUGGUGCUAAUGGCACACUUUCUUCCUUAGACGUUACUGCAUUCAUCAACACUGUUUCACAUUCUUUUACUACUUCCAAUGCUUCUAGCAGUGCUGUUAUUACUAUACAAUCUGACAAUGCCGGUUCUUCUUUUGGAUCUGGGUUCUACUCAACUAUUUUUGCUGUUUUUGGAUUGUUUGCAAUGAUGAUUUAA
Candida dubliniensis CD36 is the source of this 1662-nucleotide messenger RNA. It is a transcript of the gene PGA17, whose product is annotated as Pga17p. The coding region runs from base 1 to 1662 and encodes 553 amino acids. The transcript has a single exon. The record is from RefSeq and is a predicted model, not a curated record. NCBI's taxonomy places the organism in Eukaryota, Fungi, Ascomycota, Pichiomycetes, Serinales, Debaryomycetaceae.